Messenger RNA from Periconia digitata, 1629 nucleotides. The record is from the annotation of a GenBank genome assembly. Lineage: Eukaryota; Fungi; Ascomycota; Dothideomycetes; Pleosporales; Periconiaceae.
CUCCAUCCCAUUAGAAAGCUCUGACAAUCUUUCUCCUCUCCGCACCCUCCCUCCAUCCAUCCAUCCAUCCAUCCAUCCCAACCAUCCCUUGCCAUGCCCAACAGCAUUGCACCUACAGUCGCGAGGCAGGCCCUCCGGAUUGCUUCUCGUCGCUAUCCAUCGUCUGCCUUCUCUCGCCUUGCUUCUCGCCCCGUCGCGAAUGGCAGCACCGGCCGACGUCACUAUGUCUCUCCGACCAAGCCGUCGAGCGCCACCGUCAACUUGGACACAACCAUCAAGGCUGACCAGAAGUCUUUCUUGAAUCAAACUGGCAAGAGACCUGAAGAAGCGACCAUGCCGACGACGGGGAUGGAUGCGGAUGUGAUGAUGAGCCCUACAGCUGGCAUACUGAAGCAAGCUACCAUUAUGGAUCAAGGUACACGUCCCAUCUAUUUGGACAUGCAGGCCACGACGCCCAUGGACCCGCGAGUCGUCGAUGCUAUGCUUCCUUACAUGACUGGUCUGUACGGUAAUCCUCAUUCCCGAACCCAUGCCUACGGCUGGGAGGUCGAGAAGGCUGUAGAGCAAGCGCGCGAAAACCUUGCAAACCUCAUAGGCGCCGACCCGAAGGAGAUCAUCUUCACAAGUGGCGCCACCGAGAGCAAUAAUAUGAGUAUCAAGGGUGUAGCACGCUUUUUCAAGCGAUCGGGGAAGAAGAACCACAUCAUCACAUGCCAGACUGAGCACAAGUGCGUGCUGGACAGCUGCAGACAUUUGCAAGAUGAGGGCUAUCAGGUCACCUAUCUCCCCGUACAGGAUGAUGGUCUCAUCAAUAUGGAACAGCUCGAGGCGGCCAUCAGACCUGAGACUGCUCUUGUCAGCAUCAUGACCGUCAACAACGAGAUUGGUGUUGUGCAGCCUGUAGAAGAGAUUGGCAAACUCUGCCGGUCCAAGAAGAUAUAUUUCCACACUGAUGCUGCACAGGCUGUGGGGAAGAUACCUGUCGAUGUGAACAAGAUGAACAUUGACUUGAUGUCUAUAUCUGGCCACAAGAUAUACGGACCGAAAGGUAUUGGCGCCUGCUACGUUCGACGAAGACCUCGAGUCAGGCUUGACCCCAUCAUCAGUGGUGGAGGUCAAGAGCGUGGCUUGCGAAGCGGCACUCUGGCACCUUUCCUUGCGGUUGGAAUUGGUGAGGCGGCGCGGAUAUGUCAUGAAGAGAUGCAGUAUGAUACCAAACGCAUCACGAGCCUCUCGAAUCGCCUUCUCGAAGGAUUACUGUCAAUGGAUCACACAACAUUGAACGGUAGUCGCGAAAAGCACUAUCCCGGCUGUGUCAACGUUUCAUUUGCGUACGUCGAAGGAGAAUCGCUCCUGAUGGGUCUGAACAAGAUUGCCCUUUCUUCCGGCAGCGCUUGCACAUCUGCAUCGCUUGAGCCAAGCUACGUACUGCGAGCGCUGGGUAGCAGUGAUGAAAGUGCUCACAGCAGUAUCCGGUUUGGCAUCGGUCGGUUCACCACCGAAGCUGAGAUUGAUUAUGUUCUCAACGUAGUCAAGGAUCGCGUCGAGUUCCUACGAAAUGCCAGCCCUCUUUGGGAAAUGGUGCAGGAAGGCAUCGAUCUUAAGACGAUCGAGUGGAGUCAACACUAA